UGUAUUAAUGGUGGUACUGCGAGUUACUGAAACUGAUUUCAGCACAUACCCAAUAUCGCGAGCAACUAGCAUUCCCCUAAUCAUCUUUUACAAUUUUGGGCAAAAGCAAUAACCAGCAAACCGUUUAACUAGUUUAUUUGUAACCACCAAACGAUUCUACGUCAAUUAAGACCUCAGGGAAUGUUCUUACUUAAAAAUUAAUAUUUGUUCCAGAAAAACUAUUGAUUGUCAAACCUUUUAAUGAGACCACCAAUCACCACCAAUCGACCAUCAAACGAUUAGUACAGAAAAAAUUAAAAAAGUUAAAAGUGUCCGGCUAACUUAUUAGAGGUCACACAGGAAUACCAUCUUAGUUUCCAUCGUGCAGAGUUUAAACAGUUUAGCAGUGUCCAUUGGUCAAAUCCAUUCAACUCCUAUACGUGAUUGGUUAACUCUGUUAAACUCUGCACAGUGGAAACUAAGCCCAUAUCUGCUAUAAGUGGUUUGUGGAUUAAGUGAUAUACAUAUGUAUGUCUAAAACUGAUGACAUCCGAAGGACCGUGAAGUCUGAUGUGGAUUGAUGCGUGGCUGUCAGGAGAAACCAUAAAGUUGAAAGAUGAAUACAUUUGCUCGAAGUGACAGAUAAUAUAUUUUUAAGAGAAUGUGGUCAUUUUUCUCACGGGAUCCUACUAAGGAUUUUCCUUACGAAAUUGGAGAACCUGUAUCGGGACUUGAGGGAAAAAGUAUUUGGACUUUGCAUAGAGCUAAGAGAAAGGGAGCUACUGGCGGAGAGGAUGUUUCUGUGUUUGUGUUUGAUGUUAAAAAUGGUGGAGAAUUUCAGCUGGAAAUUGCACGAUCAGCAGUCAAAAGACUUAAAACUCUGAGACAUCCAAGUAUAUUGGCAUAUCUGGACAGUCUAGAGACGGAGAAAAUGGUGUAUCUAGCUACUGAAAGAGUAGAGCCAUUACAUAGUCGUUUGUCUAGAAAAAAUGAUACUGGAGAUGGUCAUCAAAAGGAUUUGUACUUUUCAUGGGGAAUAUUCCAAAUUACUAGGGCACUAAGUUUUUUAAAUAACGAUGGCAACUUGCGACACAACAAUGUCAAUCUAUGGUCUGUGUUUGUUAAUGAAGAAAGUGGAGAAUGGAAACUUGGCGGAGUGGAAUAUAUGACUGCAGCAGAUUCUCUAUACACUUUUUUACACCCAACACUGCAGAUGUAUCGUCCACCAGAAGCCAUGGAAAAUGCAAAACCACCAACUAAAUGCUCAAUUGACAUGUGGGGUCUGGGCUGCCUGAUUUGGGAAGCAUUCAAUGGACCGCUUACUGCCGCUGCAAAUCUUAAAGCUGUUGACAAAAUCCCAAAACAGUUGAUGACAGUAUACAGAGAACUGACGGGUUCCAAUCCGGAAGGCAGACGAAACCCCGCUGACGUUAUUGUUCGAUGUCGUAGUAACGGUGGAUUCUUUAAGAACGACCUCGUGGAUGCUCUACUCUUCCUGGAAGAAAUUCAGAUGAAAGAAAGGGGCGAAAAGGGCCGUUUCUUCUCACAACUCGCUAGUCAAUUGGAAACCUUUCCAGAAGGUGUAGGCAGGCACAAAAUUUUGCCACAAUUAUUAGCUGCUUUUGAAUUCGGUGACGCUGGAAGUGCAGUUUUACCGCCACUUUUACAACUUGGACGCCAAUUGCCUGAUGCUGAAUAUCAAAAACGCGUAGUUCCAUGCGUUGUUAAAUUAUUCGCAUCCAACGACAGAGCUACGAGACUACGGCUGUUGCAGCAGCUUGAUAGAUUUGUUAAUCAUUUACAGCCAACUACAGUUAAUGAAGCUAUUUUUCCACAGGUAGCGAAAGGAUUUUUAGAUACAAAUCCUGCUGUUCGGGAACAGACAAUAAAGUCAGUCGUUCAUUUGGCUCCAAAAUUAGAUUAUAACAAUCUCAAUGUUGAAACGUUGAGAUAUUUUGCCAGACUUCAAUCAAAAGACGAUCAAGGUGGAAUCCGCACCAAUACGACAGUCUGUCUAGGAAAAAUAGCUCAACACCUACAUCCUCAGAUAAGACAAAAGGUUCUAAUAGGCGCAUUUAUUCGUGGGACCAAAGACCCGUUUGCGCCUGCGCGCAGUGCAAGUGUCUUAGCCCUAGCAGCUACUCAGCAGUACUUUUUACUUCAAGAAGUUGCAAAUCGAAUAUUACCUGCUCUAUGUCCUCUUACUACAGAUAUCGAUAAAGGUGUAAGGGAUAAUGCAUUCCGUACGAUACGUGGAUUUCUUUCGAAACUCGAAAGAGUGUCAGAAGAUCCUGGUCUGCGUGAAUCUAUGGAGGCAGACGUAAACACUGCUACCCCAAGUCUCAGUAAUGCUGCUGCAACAUGGGCUGGUUGGGCAGUCACAGCUGUUACUGCAAAAUUUUAUCGAAGUCAAUCAGAUACUCCAAAAUCUUCUAAUCCUCAUAAUACGUCCAGAAUUUUACUUAGCAAGCCAGCUUCUUUGGAACAAGCUAGUAGUUCGCAGAGUAGUGCUAGUACAACUGCAACUACUAGUAGUGCCACGAGUAUGACUUCUUUGGAUCAUGAUCAUGAUCAUGAUACUCAAAACACUGGAAAUACUAAUUCUGAUUGUGACUGGGAUUGCUGGGAAGCGGAUAAUUGGGGAGAUAUGGAACAGCAACCCACAGGUCAAAGCACAACAGCAACCAGCAAUAUGUCACCAUCCUCUGUUCCUCCCAAGGCUAACGAUCAAUGGACAAGUUUGGAGGAAGAACCGGAAGAGGAAGCUGCUGAAAGUGUGAAAGAGAAAAACGAGGAGUCAGAAACUGGCUGGGAGGAUUCAGAGUUCCAGCCAUUGGAAGAUUUUCAACCACUGGAGCAAUCUGAAGCAAAUAAUAAAUUCGGCGAGGCUAGAAGGAAACGGGAAGAACGAAAACUUGCACGUCAACGGCAAAUGGAGGCUAAGAGAGCCGCCAAAUUACGAACCAGUGCUCCAGCUAAGAAGAUUUAAUGAAAUUAAUCAAAUACCGUUAUUGAGUGAUUAAUUAUACUAUUAUAUUAGAAUUAUUAUCUGCGACGAACUGAAGAAUAAACGUUUCACGUACCGUAAUACAAUAA
Cephus cinctus (wheat stem sawfly) is the source of this 3075-nucleotide messenger RNA. RefSeq names its product N-terminal kinase-like protein (gene yata). Gene Ontology annotation, biological process: protein phosphorylation. The transcript has 12 exons. The record is from RefSeq and is a predicted model, not a curated record. Gene Ontology annotation, molecular function: ATP binding; protein kinase activity. The coding region runs from base 641 to 2968 and encodes 775 amino acids. Lineage: Eukaryota; Metazoa; Arthropoda; Insecta; Hymenoptera; Cephidae.